CUCCACAUUUAUAUUGAUUCAUAAAAUUACAUAAACAAAAUCCAAUUCAUCCAUUAAUUAACUUUAAAACUGCUCCAGCUUAUAGCAUUGCUAAAUAUUUAGACUCUCAUUUAUUCAUUUUUUAUUUUUAUACAUACAUUUUUUAUUUACAUAUUUAUUUACUAUACAAAAUAAUUAUGAAAACAAUUAAAUAUUUACUUAAUAGCUUCAUCGAUUAGAUCUUUUAGUUGUUGAGGCACUACAGAAUGUACACUUAAAGUGUAAGGGCAACUGACUCUAGGGUUUUCUGCUGCAUAUACUUUCCAACCUUCCAUAACACUAUCAAUCAGUGCACAAUGCAGUUCUGAAUAUAGCACUAAAUCGUUAUUAUUUUUUACACAAAGUGGAGCAAAAAAACACCAUCUGAACAAACCCAAAAAAGGUAGUGUAGCUGCCAUUGGAAUUGCACCACUAGGCAAUGCACGUUGUAAAUCUGUGUAGUGUGCAGUGAAACAUAGACGAGUAUCAGAAUUAAUCCACCGUACAAUUAUUUCUAAUACAACACGAGGUGGCUCUUUGAUGCUAAUAUCCAUAGUUUCUGUAAUUCAAUAAAACAAAUAAUUUCACAUUAAUUAAAAUUAACUUAGGAUAAAUAUAGUUAUAUUUCUUAAUAAUUAAUUAUAGGUGUUAAGUAGUAACAAGGAUGGACUGGGAAGACAUUUUGGCCCAAGAAAUCCAUAAUAAUUAACUAAUAUCUUUUCUUUAUCUCAAAAUCCCAGUACGUACCUAGUGUUGAUAACAAAAAAUGAUUCAAUACAUUAUUAUACAUAAAUAAUAAAUAUUUGUAUUAUUACUUUUAUUAAAAUAAAGUUCUGAUAAAGAAGUCAUCAGAUUGGCUGUGAAUAGUGGAGCAUUCUGAGGUAAUAAGUGCAAUGAUGGGUUUUUUGCAUCUAUGAAUGUAAAAAAUCUUUUUACAAGUCCAUCAGCUAAUUGUGAGCUGUAUUUCGAUGAACAUCCUAAUUGUUGCAUUUGUAUACCGGCAGAUUGAAGUAUAAGAUUACUGUAGGUAGAUAUAGCCAAUGAUAUCAGGCUUAUUAGCAUAUUUGUUCGUAAAGGAGGUGCGCCAAAUUGAGGGAAAAGAGUCAUAAAAAUUGCAUUCAGUGCAGUGUCUCCACAACAAUUGUCAUUAUCUGGUUUAAUUUUUGGCUUAUUAAAAUAAUCACAAAUCAUUACAAGUAGUUCUAAGUGUCUAAUACGAGACAUUGGCUGUUAAUCAAAAAAUAAAAAAUAUAGAUGACUUGAUAUUUAAUUCGAUAAAAUGUUUAAUAAGUACUGUUAUACAACCUUAGUAGGUUUUCCCUCUUCAUUUGUUUCACAAAAUACAAAUUCUGAUAUCAAAUCCAUUGCAAGAUCUUCAUUUAAAUGUUGUUUCCUAGUUGUUUCACCAUUUAUAAUGGAUUCUAGUUUUUUAAAAAAUAAAUUACUUUCAACAAGAACUAUUAUUAAUUUAUACAAGUUUAAACAUAAAAAUAUAUUUAUUUAAAUUAUUUAUAAUUUUAUAAUUGAUAAAUUUUAAUACUCACGUAUUUGAUUUAAUGCAUUUUCAGUUGAAAGAGGAAAGGCGAAUUUCCUCAAAUUAACUUUCACUUCAUUAAAAUCCAUUUUUAUUCUAUUUCAAGAAUUUAAGGUUUGAUAUAAAAUACCUAUACUAGAAUAUGACACAGUUUAUAACUAUAGUUGUACAUUUAUUUAAAUAUAUUAAAAACAAAUAACAUAUAAUCAAUCAAUUUGUAAUUUUUUUUUUUUUCAUUACCUAUUUCCCUAUUUGUUUAGUAUUAAUCAAAUAAAAAUUCUUAUGUUUUUUUUUUUUUUAAAUUUUUUUUAAUUAGUUUUAUCAUUAUGUUUAUUGUUUAUUGCUUAUGAAAAUUACGUUACGAGACGGAUGUUCCACUAGCAAUAUUUGAUAAGAAAACCCAGUGGUUCCCAUAUUUGACUAUAUCAUAAUAAGAAAUAAGAAUGUCCCACUCAUGAUAGACAUAUCGCAUUGAUAAAAUAUACGAUAUAGUGUAUGGUAUUUGCCUAUCCUAACAAUACGUUUUUAUCAAAUCGGAACAUUAUUUUCGAAAGUACCUUUAGGUACAAAAUUUUUUCUGACGUGAUCCGGGAUCAGGGGUUGAUCCAGUGAAGGAAAUUAGGGACCGAGGCCCCACCCAAGACACAUUAUUUUUCCAAUUUUUUUUUUCGUAAUUCUAUAGAUCUUGAAUAUUACUACCUAUAUUCCAAUCGGUAAUCGGUUAAAAAGUCCGGGGACAAAAGUCCGAAAAUACAAAAUAUUCUAUUAAAUUUUCAUUUAUAAUUAUUAAUUUUAUAAUUUAUUAUAUAGGUAUAUAAACAAAUGUGUAUCAAACAAAAGUCAAAAAUCAUUUAAUAUAAAUAUAAAUAAAAAUAGUCACGGUUUUGUUGCUUAAAUAACAGCUUGUUCGAUAUCCAUGUUCAUAAUCCGAAGAUCGGGAUGAACAUUGUUGAUCAAUGUAGGUAACGUUUAUUUUAAAAAUCGGUUCGCAGUAGUAGCUGCACACCGAGUUGCAUUGCAUUUCUCACUCGUCAACCAUGCGUAUUUUAUACAAGCGUCAGUGUUGCGCACUGGUUGGUGUAUGCACAUUGCAACUGUUUUUACUUUGGGAGCAAUAAUAUUAUGUUCACGACAUAGGUAAUAGUUCUUUACCGAAAAAUAAUUUUGAAUAAUUUUUUUUUUUAUGGCAUCUAUAUUAUAAUAGUUCAUGUUAAAAUUUGAAGCACACAAAUUUGAAUUCAAUCUAUGAUAACAGAUAUGGUAUAAAUUUGAUAUAAUUAUUAAGUGAUAACGCAACCAACAAUUUUGCUGCAAAGAUACUCGUACAGUUUGGAGUAAAAAUUGUUGAUUAAUUAUCUGGUGAAAAAUGUUUAUAUCCGACAACUAAGACUCAAUUAGAAGAUUUAAGAAACACAGAUUUCCAUUCAAAUAAUAAGGUACAGGUGGUAUGUACACCUGCUUAUUGAUAUAGAAAAAAUUAAACCUAGAGCUUUUCUCGAGUCAGCAUUUGACCCAUAACAAUAUUUCUCCAGUGACAAAAAUCACGAAACCAUUCCACCAUCGGCAGGAACUCGGUCAAGAGCAGAGGCCUGUCGACGUGACGGGCCGCCGCUCCAAUUGCACGAGAUAGCGUGGGCUCCCGCCAUCCCGUGGAUCAGCAUUUGUAUCACUGGUAAAAUGCUCGACCAGGAGCAUCGUCAUGCCGUAACCCUCCGCUGUCAGUCUACCCGGAUUGGGGAGCGUUCCCGAGCUCUGGGUGGGCUCUUGAUAUACGUAAUAUCAAUUUUAUGAAUUUUUUGUAUUUUUAAUUUUGUUCAUAGAUAGCUGGUACAUAUAUUCUGUACCUGUGAUCUUAUAUUAGUUGAUAAGAUUUUUUUAUUCCAAUGUUGCCAUAUAAGAAACGAUGAAAGUAAAAUUAACGAACCCAGUUUUAUCAAUAUUGUAGCAUUUUCGAUACACUUUGUAGCAGUCUGCGCUACGGAUCAUGAUAACUUUGUAGUUUGUAAUGGUCGUUUAAUUUUCUCACAAUAAUAUGUACUUAAUUUUUCUAUUACAAUAGAAAUUUGUUAAAUCGUUAUUAUCUAGACAAUAAUCACGAUUACUUAAUUUUCUUAUUUCAUGCGUUAUUUUUAAUAACUAUUUGUAUAAUUCAUAAGUGUUUUCAGUGUUCUAAUUAAGUAAUCCAGAAUAUAUGCUUAUUUUUUUUAUUGCAUCUGGUAGCAGCUAAUCGUCUAGUUUGUUACAAAAAAUGCUCGUAAAUCAGUGUCUAUUGACUGUUGCGACAUUUUGUUGCUUGUACCAAUCCAAUAUCAUUGUUACUGCUAAAUCAAAAACUGGUGUGUAUUAUACGGAUAAUGGGGUACAGACCAUUAAGCAGGACCUCAUAUCAGUUGAAGAACGCAAUGAAAUAGAACAGGAAAUACUCACCAUGUUUGGUGUGCCAAAAAAGCCAAGAAGGUUUCCAAAAAAUCUAGAAGGUUCAGCGCCACAGUUUAUGUUUGAUGUAUACCAAUCUUUACAGCACGAAGGAUUACAUGACAGAAAAACUAGAAGUGUUUCUGAAAUUGGUCAAUAUGAUGACCGUACUGUUCAAGAAAGUGAUAUUAUUAUCACAUUAUAUCUAUCAAACCAUUGUAAGUAUAAUUACCAACACAGAUUCUUAAAGACUAGUUUUUAUAACAGCCCUAUUUGCCUAUCCUUUAAUAAGAUAAAAUUAUCAAUUUUAUUGUUUAUGUAUCAACCCAAGCAUUAGCAAAACAGUAAUAUAUAUAAACUGUAUGUUAAAAUAAUUUUGAUGUUGGAUAUUUUGUUUCAUUCUUCUUUUCUUAAAGUAACAUUGAACCUUAUUUAUUAUUAUUUAAAAUAUUAGUGUUUUAACAUAACUAUAGGUAUAUUGGUUUAUAAAUAUUAAAAACAAAACUAUUUUAGCUUUGUAUUGUUUAAUUUAUUUUCAGCUCCAAUGAGUAAUGUACGCCAUGAACAUGGAAAACAAAUUUUAUUUGAAUUAAACGAUGUUCCAUCAGAAGAAAGUCAUAUAAUUACAUCAGCUGAAGUUCAUUUAUACCAAUCUGGUACUUUAAAUAGUAUUAAAAACUAUUCAGUGACUUUAUAUAAAGUUUUAAUUUUAAACAGCGGGUAAGUUGUAUUAUUGUAAUAUAUAAAUUAUUACCUACUUGACUGCAAAGAGGGUAUAGUGUACUGUUUCAGUUUCGUGUAUGUGUGUAUGUAUGUAUGUAUUUAUUUAUCUGUAUGAAUUUCUAUAUUCCACCGUAGUGUCUAUUAAAAAUUAAUGGGGUGGUUGUAAAUAAUCAAAACAUAAAUUUUAUUAUAUCUGUACUACUGGUUAAAUAUGCUAGAAAAAUCCUCUUGUGUUUUGUAAAUAUGUUGGCACAGUGUCAUUCACAAGAUAUACCAGCUCGGUCUCAGGUUUGAAUCUCUAACACAUUAAUAUAUUAUUUAUGCAACAACUUAUUACGAAAACACAUAUUUUUGAGUUUUCACCACCAAUUAAAUAUACAAAAAUUAAAAAAAAAAAAAACAUUUACGCAUGAUACUAAAACAUACUCUAAAAAUACCAAAAAAUAAAUAAAAUUAAAAACCAUACUGUGGAAAAGCAAACAAAAUAAAUAGAAACAAUAUGAAUUAGAAGAUGCAAAUUUGGACUGAUACCUCCAAUUGCAUGUUAUAAAUCAAGGUUAGAUACUAGCCUGAUUAAGCAUAAUUUGUCUAUUGCUUAUUAUUUUAAUCUAUUUUGUUUUGUUUCCAUUUCCACAUUUUGAUUGUUGAUUUUUUUCAUUUAACAGAGAAAAAGAAUUGGAAUAUGUAGAUUCUCAAAACACUACUACAGAUUAUGAAGGAUGGUUACGGUUUAAUACGACAGGAGUUUUGACAUCAUGGAUUCAUUCAUAUCCUAACAGUGGGCUGUAUGUCUCUGUUCAUUCACUUGGCAAUGAAGGUAAGUCAUGUAAUUCAUAAUUACUAAAUGGGUUUUGAACAGAAUUUAAUACUCUGAACAAUGCACAUUAUUGUAAAUUUCAAUCUUAUCAUCUCUAAUUAUUACUAAUCAAUAAAUAUAUUUGUUUGAUUUUUUCAUUGUUUGAUAAAUAUAAAUAAACUUUCAAUUUUAAAAAUAAUAUUGUUAGAUCACGAAGUUAAACCAGAGGAAAUUGGUAUGGUUACUUGGGCAAAUAAAAACCAGUUGUCUGAAUCAAAAAAACCAUUCAUGGUAGUUUACUUAAAAUCUAGAAAUGAUGGAGUGAUAAUUGGCAGCCCUUCUCUUCAAAAACAUUAUAGACGCAGAAGAAAAACUAUAGAAUCUAGUUCUAAUAUAAAUCCAUUACAAAGUAAGACAAAUAUAUUUAAUCAGCUGUCAUAUUUAUAAUUUGAUCUGUUUUUAAUAAUAGAGUGGCUUCUAUUUUUCGGUUUUCUCCACAUAAUAUGAUAUACUAUAAUUCUUUAACCAAAUUAAGUUAAAUAAUUCAUUAAAUCUGAUUAAUUAGAUUUACUGGACAAGCCAUUUGAGUUGUAUUAAAAAGUUAGUUAAAUAAAUGUUUAUACAACUAUAUAUGUUUCUAUAAUGUACUAUAUGAUUUUUAAUCAAUUUUGUUAAUGUAUUUAUGAAAUUUUAAAAAUAAAACAAAUGUUCUAUUUUAGAUAUUCAAGAUGGUUUUCAGUCAAGAAGUUGUCAAAUACAAACAUUAUAUGUGAACUUUAGAGAUCUCGAUUGGCAGGUGAAUAAUUUAUUUAAUUAUAAAUUAGAAUCAUAAUGGGUUAAUAAAAAAAAAAUGAUUAGCUUAAAUAGGAAAUUGUUCAAUGCUAAUCACUUUUAUGAAAUUACCAUUUUUAGUGUUGAUUAUCAAAAUUACUAAGAAUAAUUAAUUAUUUUAAAAUGAUGCCUGUUAUUUUUGUUUUAUUGUGUUCAGUUCUUACUAGAUGCAUUACGUUGGGUCCAAAUUAGAGCAAAUUUGUGUGUUAUCAAGUUAGGAAUAUUUUGAAACUGUAUAUUGUGUGUCGUGUGUUGUAUUUUGACACUCAGACAAUGCAGAUUACUAAACAUUGUAUUGUAGUAAUAUUCUGAUGAUAAAAUAAACAAACUGAGCAAAACAAAAUGCUUUGAUCAUAUGGGUUGUACAACACAAACACAAGCAUAUCUCACCCAGUCCAAACUUGUCUAAUUUUUGACACACACACACAUGUUUCUCAAAAUUCAAAAUACAAGGCACAUACAAAUUUGCUUUAAUGUGGAUGCACCUUUAGGUUUGUAAAAAAACUAUUUACAUCUAAUUGUAUUUAUACUGUUUACAUAAACACACAAACAAAUGUUUAACUAAUUACAACUAAUAUUGUGGAGAUUUUAACUAACUUUUCCACCUUCAAUAUUUGUAUUUAUUUUAACUUUAAGAAUGCUAUUACCAAAAUGGUAUAUAGUAUAAACACUAAUAGUUCACAAUUAUAAUUAAUAUUUUUUUAGGAUUGGAUUAUUGCACCAGAUGGGUACAGUGCAUAUUAUUGCACCGGGGAAUGUAAUUUUCCACUCAAUGCACAUAUGAAUGCCACCAAUCAUGCAAUUGUUCAAACACUUGUACAUCUUUCAAGACCAUUGCAUAUACCUAAACCCUGUUGUGCUCCUAAUAAAAUGGGACAACAAGCUGUGCUGUUCUUUUUAGAAGAUAACAAUGUUAUACUAAAAAAAUAUAAGAACAUGAUCGUUAAAAGUUGUGGAUGCCAUUAGUAAUAUUUAUUUAAUUGAAUUAUUAAAUUUAUUUUUGCUAUAAAUAUUAUUAUUAUAGAUACUAUAUAAUGGAUAGGCCAUAUUGGUAAUUUGAGUUCUUUUAUUUUCUGUUUCAUACUAAAAAUGUAAUUAUUUUAAUAUGGAGCUUACUCAUGCAGACAUUGCUGAGUAGGAGAAAAGAUAUUGUUUCUCCUUUGUUCAUGAACAAUUAACUGGUGUAUACAAUGUAUAAAUGUCCUAUUCAUUAUAAUGUUAUCCAUGAUUAUUAGUGAUGUUAUGAACUACCAUUUUAAAUUUUGAACAUAAAUUUGAUUUUAAUUUUUCUUAAAACUAAUAAACCAAAACCUACAUUUUUUAAAUGUGUUUUUAAAUUUAUAAUUUAUUGACAGUUAUUGGUAUGCAUAUUUUACAAAUUAAUACCUGAUAUGAACCAUAUAAUAUAAUAAUAAAUUGCAUUAUUUUUUUGUAUGAUCCUUCAAUUAGUUUGGUUUGAUUUUCAAACUAAAUUGGUUUAGUUUGUAACAUCACUGUACUUUAUACAUUUCAAAUUUGUAUAUUUAAAAGACUCGAUUAUUUUGUAAUUUUCAUUUUAAAUAUUUUUUUGUAUAUCUUCAAUUUAAGUUUAUUGUUAAAUAUUGUAUAUUUUUACAUCACAUCACAUUGAUAAAUGAUUAUCAAUUUCCAAAUGUAGUAUUACUUUCAAUAGUAAAUAUUUUUGUAUAUUAAUUAUUGAAUCUAUUAAAUAUAUUUAAUAAUUCUUUUUAUACUAUAAAUACUUUGAUUAAUUAUUUACCAC
Cinara cedri is the source of this 8079-nucleotide messenger RNA. The record is from the annotation of a GenBank genome assembly. NCBI's taxonomy places the organism in Eukaryota, Metazoa, Arthropoda, Insecta, Hemiptera, Aphididae.